AUGCAUUAUACACACAUAACAUUCGCGCUUCUAUUUUGCGCGCUGGCGGUGAACUUUCGCGCGAGUGAAUCACAGUUAUCGCAAGACACGUUUAACAUUGCACAAGCCAAGAAAAUUACUGCGAGUGCAACCUGUGGAUAUGAUCUACCGGCAGGCCAAAACCAAGAGCUGUUCUGUAAACUAGCAACUGUUCCUGGGAAAUUCGGCAUAGAUGGCUUAGAAUGUGGUGAAUGUAAUCCCAAGGUAACGUCAAAAGACCAUCAAAUUAAAUACGCUAUUGAUGGCACAGAAAGAUGGUGGCAGAGUCCACCGCUGUCAAGAGGAUUACAAUACAACGAAAUAAACAUUACGAUAGAUUUGGGUCAG
Molecule: messenger RNA, 366 nt
Organism: Paramuricea clavata
Lineage: Eukaryota; Metazoa; Cnidaria; Anthozoa; Malacalcyonacea; Plexauridae
Source: the annotation of a GenBank genome assembly